AUGGCGAGAAAUAAACUUAACGGGCUUUGGAUUCAUGGUUCUUGGGUUGCUGACCCGCCAAUCAUUAUGAAGCAUAUUCAAGAUAACAUGAGAAAGAAGUUUACGGAACCUGUGAUAUCAAGACCUCGGAUGCCACUAGAUGGGUUUUCGAAGUUAUCAGACUUGGAGGCAAACCGAUUAAUUGAAAAGUUCACGAGGGAAGAAGUAAAGGCGGCGGUCUGGGAGUGUGGUUCGGAUAAAGCGCCGAGUCCCAACGGGAUCACUUUUGCCGUUGUCAAAAGGUUCUGGAAUGAGCUUGAAGGAAACGUGAUAGACAUGAUGGAGCAGUUUCACGUCCACGGGUCUCUUCAGAAAUCAUGUAGUGCCUCCUUCAUUUCAUUGAUUACUAAAGUAAGUGAUCCAGUUACAUUAUCAGAUUUCAGGCCCAUCUCGCUUAUCGGUGUCAUCAACAAAAUUAUCUCUAAGAUGCUGGCUAUUUGA
Helianthus annuus (common sunflower) is the source of this 480-nucleotide messenger RNA. RefSeq lists its product as uncharacterized. Bases 1 to 480 code for a protein of 159 amino acids. The record is from RefSeq and is a predicted model, not a curated record. NCBI's taxonomy places the organism in Eukaryota, Viridiplantae, Streptophyta, Magnoliopsida, Asterales, Asteraceae. The transcript has a single exon.